Molecule: messenger RNA, 1344 nt
Organism: Ctenocephalides felis (cat flea)
Lineage: Eukaryota; Metazoa; Arthropoda; Insecta; Siphonaptera; Pulicidae
Gene: cyr
Exons: 7
Coding region: 1-1344 (447 amino acids)
Source: RefSeq, a predicted model, not a curated record
AUGACUGGUCAAAAGAUAAAAUUAACAGAUAUGCAUAUUAACACAAUAUUUACCUGGCUAAUAAUCGCACUGCAUGUACCUGGAAUCCUCGGAUCAUGGAGUUAUCAGCCCAACAAAGUAAUCGAAUAUUCUACAACUUGCACAAAAGAUUCUAUGGACAUCUUGAUCACAAUGGACAGUUCAUUCAAUGGAAUUAUUUUUGCAAAAGAUUAUCCAAACGCUUGUCAAGCAAAUGGUACUUCCGACAGCGUGAUCCUUCUAACAUUGCCGACACGAGGAUGUGGAGUUCGUUUGGAACCAGAAUUCGAAAAUGAUAACAGUAAAGGAAGGACGAUAGCUGCGAGCAUUAUUGUCCAAAUGGACGCACGUCUCAGACAGGCUGCCGAUGUGGAAAUUUCGCUAAAAUGCAAAUUGCCCAGCAUAAAUGAUUCCUGGGAAGAAUCGAGUCUAAUUUACAAAGACAAAGCCGUAACGAAUAAACGGACUGGUCGAACAGAACGUUUGUCUAGUCUACCACUUUCUUCGAUGGCUUCAGGGUGGUUAGAACUUUUCGGAAGUGCAGGUACUGAUUACGCGGAAGUUGGACGAAACGCAACAUUGCGCGUGCGAGUCGAAGCUAAUGGACACAUGCAAAAUAUUCCCGUACGUGGCGCCAGAGUUGCAGAUUGCUACGCAUCAGACGGAGCACCUAGAGAAAUUACUCAGUUACUGAUUGAUAGAAGAGGAUGUCCUAUCGAUCCGCUUAUAUUACCACAAUUAGUUCUUGAAGAAAUUUCUACAAAAAAUAAAAAAGGUAAAUUAUCUUGGUCUUUCAUCGCCAACUUUGCAGCUUUCAAGUUUCCUGAUCGGGAAAGAGUCACAAUACGCUGCGAUGUUCAAUUGUGCAACAAGGAGUGCAGACAGUUUGAUUGCAGCAAUGAUGCAUUCCCGGAGAUCGAUUAUAUCGAUAAAAUUGAAGUGUUUAAUAGUUUGCAUGUGGAAGCACCAGAUAUAGAAGAAAAUGAUGCACGAUAUUUUGACGUUGCAGUGCUGCCGCAAAGAAUUCGACAGGAUCCAAUAUUGAUGGUAACGAAAAUACAGAAAAGAAAGCCGCAGGCCGGGACAUUAUGUCUGUCGCCACAAAAAUUGGCAUUAUCUUUCUGUAUAUUGGGAUUAAUAUUUUUAAUCGCCAUAAUAGUCGCCCUGUGUUCAUGGUUUAUAAGAUCUCGCGCUAAAAGACAAUCUCACCGAAGAUUUUCAAACCUUUACGCUUGCAGUAGAAGCGGCUUUUCAAUAGGCGGAAGCAGCACUAAGCUCUUGGUGAAUACACCUGAUGGUUCCUGGCCGUACGGUCGAGUUUUCUAA